Aspergillus nidulans FGSC A4 is the source of this 1575-nucleotide messenger RNA. Its product is annotated as ubiquitin carboxyl-terminal hydrolase. The record is from RefSeq and is a predicted model, not a curated record. The transcript is spliced from 2 exons. NCBI's taxonomy places the organism in Eukaryota, Fungi, Ascomycota, Eurotiomycetes, Eurotiales, Aspergillaceae. Gene Ontology annotation, molecular function: cysteine-type deubiquitinase activity; deubiquitinase activity. Gene Ontology annotation, biological process: ubiquitin-dependent protein catabolic process; protein deubiquitination. The coding region runs from base 1 to 1575 and encodes 524 amino acids.
AUGAGUGUAAACCAGGAUCCCAACGGUCAAUCUGGCCCUGGCCUCGACUUAGCUCCUGUUGCUUUUGAUGCCGCAACGCCCGAUCUUCUUGCCGCAAUUGGUGCUGGCACUAGUUUUGCUCCAGAUACAUUCCCUGCUGUUUACCCUGUUGCCCCAGCUCCUCCGCUUCCGCAGCGUAAGCAGAAUAUAAGCGAGGGGUUCGCAAAUCCAAGAGGCGACAAUCUCUGCUAUCGAAACGCCGCCCUCCUUGCGCUCCUUCAUACGCCAGCCUUCAGAACAUGGGCCAUGGGAACUCAUCUACGCUAUAACCCCCUAUAUCCUCACCACCCAACUUGCAAAGGUCCCACGAUCCCACUGGAUGAAGUGCUGUCUCCCAACGAGAACAAGAGUGGAUGUCUUCUUUGCAAUAUUUAUACGCUGUUUACUUGGUACCAUUCUGGCAACCGUGAUAAGGAUUGCUAUAUUUAUAAGCAGGUUGAGGGCACGUCGGUGACAGUGAAAGGCUUCCACAACUGGGCAAUGGACGCUCUUUGGCGACGAUACCGGAAGACGAGAGACGGGAACUGGGCAACAUCGGGGUCUCAGCAGGAUGUCUUUGAGCUGCUGGAGAGACUGAUCAAGGCCCUUCACAGGUUGGUACAGCAUCUGCCAGCGCACCCUAUUGCGGGCCCCGACAUGGGGCAACCCAUGGGUCUCUUUGUCAGCAGGAUACAAGACCUCGAGCAAUGCAAAAACUGCCCCAGAUAUAGGAACUUGGGUGCCGCGGAUUACUACAUGUAUGUCGGUUUGCCGCUACCACCUAGGACUACAUUCGUGCCCAAGUUCCAAGACAUGAUUAAUUGGGCCUGGAAUCAGGAUAUCAUAUCUGACAACUUCUGCGAAUGCGGUGAUCUGGAAAAGAGAGCCGUCCGCAAACGACGAUUGGAACUUGCCCCCGAGGUGCUCAUGUUCCAAAUUGAGCGAACGGUCCAGAAUCAGAAGUCACUCCGUGCAUUCAAGCUCGAGGACGAGUUUGAAGUUCUCUCUUCCGUGUUACCAGAGGGUCAGGCUUCGAUCAAGUACAAUGUGAAGGCAGUCAUCUUCCACCAAGGUCCUAGCCUGACAGCCGGACAUUAUACCGUCGGCGUGAGAGAAAUCGGCACCGGACGGUGGGCAUUUCUUGACGACGACAAGCCACCAGUUACUUACAACAACCUUUGGAAGCUUGUUAGUAGCAAACAGCAGCAUGACCCAAAAGCAUUCCAGGUCUAUGCGGUAAUUGCCGAGAAGGACAAGGGAGAGGAAAACGCACCGCCAUCAAUGCCAGUUUCCGAGAGAAAUGUUGCUAGCCUGCUGCCACUGCACAGGUUCGAACUUGAUAUCCAGAUCCAGGCUCGUCAUGUAGAGCUUGGCUGGCUUAGCGGUCGAGCGAGGGUCCCACUACAGCCUGGGCAGCUUCCAGAAUCACGAAACCUCGCAAUCGAAAAGAUGAGGCUCGAACAGGAACUUUCAGAAACCCGGCGGGAGCUAUACGAGCUUAAGAGGCUUAGAGACUGCAGAAGAGGCUCCGGACUCCCAGCAGACCAACAUUACUAA